Molecule: messenger RNA, 658 nt
Organism: Cladocopium goreaui
Lineage: Eukaryota; Dinophyceae; Suessiales; Symbiodiniaceae
Source: the annotation of a GenBank genome assembly
CAUGAAAUCAUCAUGUGGAUCUGGGGAUUGGGAUAUCUGAUCCUUUACUGGGGAUAUCCAUUGCGAACUGCAUCCUGGAUCAAGGUUCAAUACGGUAUCCAUCGAUCCCUCUCCCAAAGCCUGAAAAAAUCAUGGCACCAAAGAAGGGUGAGAAGAAGACGGCAGACAAGGCUGAGAAGGCCGCAAAGCAAGUGAAGGCCAACGUGGGUAAGAAGGUGAAGAAGAUCCGCACCAAGGUGCGCUACUACCGUCCAAAGACCCUCAUCAAGGCACGAAAUGGCAAGUACCCCCGCAAGUCUGUGGAGAGUAGGGGUGACAAGCUGGACAAGUACCGCAUCAUCCAGUGCCCGGUGACCACUGAGUCCGCCAUGAAGAAGAUUGAGGAGAUCAACACCUUGGUCUUCUUGGUGGAUGUUCAGGCCACGAAGCCCAAGAUCAAGGAGGCCGUGAAGCAGCUCUACGACGUGAAGUGCGCCAAGGUGAACACCUUGAUCCGCCCAGAUGGGAAGAAGAAGGCCUACGUGCGCCUGACACAGGAUUACGAUGCUUUGGAUGUGGCCAAUCGCAUUGGCAUCAUCUAAGCUGGCGCCAAGGACUUACUCAAUGCGCAACGACUGGGAGGGAGAAAGCGGAAGACAUCGGUGGAGAAAAGAAUGCG